AUGUCAAAUGAAACAGCGUCUAUGAGAGAAAUACAACACAACCGACAACUCAUUAUACAAGCUCUAAAUAAGAACACAACAAACUUUUCAAACUAUUCUAAGAUAUCUGAGUCAUUGAAAGAAGGAAACUUAAAACUGACAUUAAACCCAAUGACAGAUGAGUUUCUGUUUCAAGACAAUAAGAACCAUACUGUCUGUAUAAAUCCAACAAAAGGAACUUUAAACGAGAAACCUAUAUCUGAACUUCUUUUGAAGGCAGAUAUUGACAACAAAGCUGACAAAGAGUAUGUAGAUGCAACAAGAGACUAUAUUCUCGCAUGGACAGAUAGAACAUACCCACAAAAACACCAUACACAUAACAUCUAUGACGUAGAUGAACUACCAGCAAUGUUAGAUGACAAAGCGGAUAAAACAUAUGUUGACAAUAAAAUGUCAAGUGAAGUGACAAGAGCUGACAAAGAAUAUUCUAAAAAGACUCAUACACACGAUUUCUUCGCAACUGUUGGUAUAGAAAAUAUUGCAGGAACGGUUGAAGAACCUGAUGGAACUGGUGGGGAUGCAUUGUAUUGGAAACCUCCUAACUUUCCACAAGGUUUAACAUCGGAGGAUGACAUAACGACGAUGAAAUACACUAGAUGUAGAAAUGUCUAUGUCAUGGAGGAUGAAAACAAAGUUAAAUUCACUGCUCAAGAUUUAUAUGACAACAAAGCUGACAAAACAUAUGUUAACGAUGAGUUAGAUAAAAAAGCUGACAAAACAUAUGUUAACGAUGAGUUAUAUAAGAAAGCAGACAAAACAGAGCUUCAAACGUUAAAGACAGAAAUACUUCAAACACUAUAUCCUAUAGGUUCUAUUUACACGUCAAUGAACUCUACCAGACCAGAAGUAGUACUUGGUCUCGGAACUUGGACUCAAAUAGUCGACAGGUUUUUGUAUUGUGCAAACUCUUCAAAGGAAACAGGUGGAAGUAAAACGAUUUCAGGUGAAAACUUACCUGCGCACAGUCACUACAUAGAUUUAAGUACAUCUCAAGCAGGUUGGCAUAAGCAUAAAUUUUGGGAUUGGCACGCCUUGAAAAAAGGUAAAGGAUAUGAUGUUAAAGACAACGUUCAGUUUGCUAUAAAUUGUUUCUGGGGUAACACACAGGGAGAAGGAAACCAUACACAUCGCGUUUCAGGGUAUACGCAAACAACAGGACAAAGUAAAGACUACAUGCCACCUUACAUGACAGUUUACGCAUGGUAUAGAAAUGCUUAG
This is a messenger RNA of Trichomonas vaginalis G3, 1257 nucleotides long. RefSeq names its product phage tail repeat-like family. The transcript has a single exon. The record is from RefSeq and is a predicted model, not a curated record. Lineage: Eukaryota; Parabasalia; Trichomonadida; Trichomonadidae. Bases 1 to 1257 code for a protein of 418 amino acids.